Vigna radiata var. radiata (mung bean) is the source of this 1293-nucleotide messenger RNA. RefSeq lists its product as uncharacterized. Gene Ontology annotation, molecular function: nucleic acid binding. The record is from RefSeq and is a predicted model, not a curated record. Lineage: Eukaryota; Viridiplantae; Streptophyta; Magnoliopsida; Fabales; Fabaceae. The coding region runs from base 1 to 1293 and encodes 430 amino acids. Gene Ontology annotation, biological process: DNA integration. The transcript has 5 exons.
AUGAGUUACUCCUCAAUGAACGUAGACAGUGCCAGGAACAGGCCCUGCAAGGCAGAUCUCAGUGGAAGGGAAAAAAGGGCUUCGAGAAAGGAGGUAAAGGAGGCAAGAAAGGGAAAGACUCUUAAGACCAACAAGGAGAAGAGUCCAGAGUGCUGGGAUGGAGAAGGGGCCAAGAAUAAACCCAAGGAAAGGGCUAAUCUGGCCCAAGAAGAAGAAUCAGAUUCAGAGGCAGUGAUUUUAAUGGCACAUUUUGAUGAAAAACAACCAGAAAGCACUGUUUGGUACCUUGAUUCUGGGUGCUCCACUCACAUGACUGGGACAAAAUAUUGGUUUGUGAGAAUGCAGAAAAAGAAAUACAUGAUGAAGAUGGAGGACAAUUGCCUCAGCAUCUUCAAUCAGAAUGGGAAGGGUGUUGUGCAGGCACAACUGUCACAGAACAGAACAUUCAAGGUAGUGAUGGAGGCAGUAAAUCAUCACUAUUUUACUGCACCAGAAAGUGAAGAAGAAUGGUUGUGGCAUUUCGGAUAUGGGCAUUUGAAUUUCCAGGAUCUAUCAAUGCUAGGUCAGAAGAAAAUGGUGAUUGACUUACCAAAGGUAGACAUUCCAGGAACUGUUUGCAGAGAAUGUGUUCAAUGUAACAUUUGGUGGCAGCAAGCAGAGUGUAUCUCCACUGAUUUUAGAGAGUAUUGUGAAAAGGAGGGAAUUGUUCAUGAAGUAACUCCUCCCUACACGCCUCAACAUAAUGGGGCAGCAGAGAGGAAAAAUAGAACAAUCCUAAAUAUGGUAAGAUGCAUGUUGAAAAGUAAGGGGCUGCCUAGUUUCCUAUGGGGUGAGGCUGUGAUGACAACUGCUUAUGUGUUGAAUUUGUCUCCAACAAAGAGACUGGACGGUGUCACACCAGAGGAGGGUUGGAUUGGAGUGAAGCCAGAUGUUAAACAUUUGAAGAUUUUUGGUUCCCUAUGUUACAAACAUGUUCCAGAACAGCUGAGAAAGAAGCUUGAUGACAGGGGAUUUCCAUUGAUCUUGAUAGGAUACCAUGUUACAGGUGGGUACAAGCUGUAUGAACCUAUAACAGGUGCAACUUCAAUUAGCAGAGAUGUGAGAGGAGAUGAAAUUGGAGAAUGGCAAUGGGAGUUAAAAGAGAAAGAAGGACCAACCAUUGAGUUGGAAAGUGAACCUGCAGCAGAUUUAGAGGCAUGCAGGAGGAAGGAGAGUGUUAGGAGGUCAUCUAGAGUCACCCAGAUGCCAACACAUCUGAGAGACUAUGACCUGGCCUAUGAGGCAACUAUCUGA